AUGUGCUGUCAUCUUCGAUCGUUCCAACAGUUCAGAAGCUGGGAUGGUGCAUCUCAUUGGUUUAUAGCGCCCGCAAGGGUAGCGCCCCUUGCUAUCCAUACACAUGAAUUGUACAUCAGCGCCUCCCUCUCUGCCGCUGAAAGCUGUUACCUUUCCCGGCACGGGUGGAUCGUGGAUGGGACCGCCCGUCCCGGCUGGCGGAGCCAUCUCUUGACUCCGUCUCGAGGAGGUCUCUCGCUCGCUACAGAUGCCAUCCCCCAUACAUACUUUGUACUGGGCGAUCCUUUGAACAUUGCAGAUGACACCCAUCGACUACCGAUCGACCCGGAGAUAGCCGGCCCGCAGCGACCGAUCGACUGA
Aspergillus luchuensis is the source of this 360-nucleotide messenger RNA. RefSeq lists its product as uncharacterized. NCBI's taxonomy places the organism in Eukaryota, Fungi, Ascomycota, Eurotiomycetes, Eurotiales, Aspergillaceae. Bases 1 to 360 code for a protein of 119 amino acids. The record is from RefSeq and is a predicted model, not a curated record. The transcript has a single exon.